Messenger RNA from Anopheles moucheti, 4603 nucleotides. Its product is annotated as GRAM domain-containing protein 2B-like. Gene Ontology annotation, biological process: intracellular sterol transport. The record is from RefSeq and is a predicted model, not a curated record. Gene Ontology annotation, molecular function: sterol transfer activity; sterol binding. Gene Ontology annotation, cellular component: plasma membrane; endoplasmic reticulum membrane; endoplasmic reticulum-plasma membrane contact site. The transcript has 7 exons. Bases 1 to 2196 code for a protein of 731 amino acids. Lineage: Eukaryota; Metazoa; Arthropoda; Insecta; Diptera; Culicidae.
AUGCCGGCCGCUGCGGCGAUGGUUUCGAUGUCGAGCGAACCGUCGUACUACGACGGACCGAAGAAAAGCUCCGGCAAAUUUCUGACCCACUUUGCGCGCCGUUUGCGCAUCGGCAAAAGUUCGAAAUCGAAGCCAUCCGUCGGUGCGAACGGACUCAUUGAGAUGGACUCGGAAGAGGAUCGGCACGGGGUCGACACGGAAGAGAUUGUGAUACUGCGCCAUACGACCGCACCGGAUGAGCUACUGACCGGUGGUGGAAGUUCCGGUGCGGAAUCGGCCACGAUGGUGCUGGUAGUGCCGGCUGCCACCGUUGUUACAGCGCCCCCCUUCAAGCGGGGCCAUUCGUUUCGCCAGAGCCUGAGCUAUCUGCUCAAGCGCACCCGGCCAAAGCUGACGGAGCGGUCCUGCACCAGCGACAGCGACGUGGUACACGAGCUGGACGAGGAUGCGGCCAACGUACGGACGGCCAAGCGGCCCGUGCUGGAUGCGUUCCUGCCGGAGCAGCUGCCCGCCAAACGGCACAGCACCGGCGACAUCUUUAACGAGGAUCUGGACGCGAAUACGCGGGCCCAGGGACCCGGUGGACGCCAUCGGCGCGUGCACUCGGAUACAACGAGCUACGGACAGGCGAACAAGACGAGUUCCAGGGCUGGACAACCCAAAUCCGCCAACAGUGUUGGGCUAGGGACGCGUCCACUACCACUGUCCUCCACGAUAGAACCCCUCAGCAGCGUGGAAACCCCCGGUGGGCAACCGGAGGGUGUGGCCCACCUGAAUGUACUCUCACGCAGUCCUAGUCAUUCGACAGCGAAAAGCGACCCUAAAUCGCUCAAAUCGCUGUCUCCGUCGGCACGGUCGUCCACGAUACGCAGCUCUAGUCCACAUCCCCUGAAAUCGUUCAGCAGCACGCGGGACACCGUCGACAAGCCGGAAAAGCACCACAAAAAGAAGGAGGGUGGUAUGUCAUGGGAGCAGAAAAAGUUCGCCCAACAUUUCGCACAGGUUCCGGACGAUGAGGUCGUGCUGGAUUAUUUCUCUUGCGCCCUCGUUGGAGACAUCCUGCUGCAGGGUUAUCUGUACAUUACGCAGAACUACUUCGCCUUCUACUCGAACGUGUUUGGAUAUGUAACGAAGUUGCUCAUCCCGACCGUUUCCGUGCUGGACAUAUCGCGUGAGAAGACGGCCUACAUGUUCCCGAAUGCGGUCGGCGUGAAGACGCGCGACGAUCGGCACGUGUUCGGCAGCUUCCUGAGCCGCGAAGCCGCCUACUAUCUGAUGUGCAGCGUGUGGGAACGGGCAACGACGCCACUGAGCGACUCGCUGGGCAGUAUCCAGCACACCCGGCUGGCACCGCUGCACGCGGAAGGUUCGGAAGGUUCGCUGGAUGAGGACAGCAGCUGCUACGAUGGUAACGAAAGCUCGUUCCACGGGAAGGACGAAAUGCCCGAUCUGCUCGACUCGGGCGAUUCGCACGAGAAGCAGCUGAACGUGACGGAAGGUGGCGGUACGAACCAGUCGUCCGAUGAUUCCACCGUGCUGCAGAAGCAAAAGAAACUUAAAAAGGAACUGCUGCUCAAAUCGCCCGCCAUCGUGAAAAGCCCGGCCAUUCUCAAGGUGGCCGUCGCGGCCGGUGCACUCGAUGGGCUGAAGGGUGAGAAGACUUUACCGAUGCUGGCGGGCGGUUUGAUUGGUGAUGGUGGCGGUACUGGUGCACGCGGCGUGUACGGUGACGGUGCCGGCCGUAGCAAACUGUCCCUUGUAAAGCAAAAGCUCCGACACAUCCUUCCCUCCGAUUUUGGUAUUAUACACAUAGGAUUAAUAUUGGCUGUCCUGCUGGCGCUGUUUUCCUGCUUUCUGGCCUACAAGAUACACGCGUUGCAGGCCCGUCUCGCCGCGCCACCCAUUCGAUUGGGUGACGACACAGACUUUUAUCUCGAUGUGCUCCGGUGGCAGAAGCGUUUGCACAGCAAGAGCAAGGAGGAGGCUCAGAUUGUGCUGAACUCAAAUCUGGAGCAGAUCAUUAAGGUGCGCAAGAGCCUGGAAACGCUCUCACUGUUGAUCCAGGACUCGGCCACGGAAGGUAGCGGAGCGGACGAACAGGGGCUGCUCGGUGCAAUGAUUGCGGACGGUGCCAGCAGCGUGCUGGAAGACAGUGGUAGUUUAAAUCAACAGUACUUCCACGAGGACGCUACAUAGCAAGCUUUAUGAGUAGGGUAGAGGGAUCACGUUUGGAACGAAUGCUGCUAAAAGCACUUGGAAGGAAGCCAUCUCCAAACUAAAAGGGAACAGAGCGAUAGAGAGAGAACAGACAAAUAGGACGUUGGAGAGAUAAGUUGCCGGCAACGAGGAAGAAAAGACAUGGCAUGUCUUUGUUAUGUUGGGUUUUGUGAGGGCUUGAAAUGCGUCGCUGUGGGCGCAUGUGUGAUUUUGUACCUUUAGCAGAACGUGUUUCGUUGUUGAUCUUUAAUUUAUUAUUAAUUCUUUUGUGACGUUUAGUUCGAUAACUAAUUUAAUAGAAACGGGAUAGACACAGCGCCUAGCGAGAAGCGCACUAGGUGAGCUGAGGAAGUUUAGUGCGGAACGGAUGGUUCACUCAGAAGAUGCAUUUAACGCUGCGGUUUGGUGAGGUUUGGUUGAGCCACGACGGUAUCUACGAGUGAUUUAUAAUUGUUUUAAUAGUUAAAAACAAACCCGGUAAAAGUAAGAUGAUGAUGCGCGUGUAAAGUUUGGUCAUUUGGACUACCAAAAGUAGUAGCGUUUUUUUAAAUUCUAUACAUGCAAUACAUGAUGCGGGUUGCGGGACAACACUCGACAGAACAGAAAUGCCAAACAACCGCCACCGAACAGCAUGCUUUUCUUCCCCAUGUUUAUCGAGAGUGGGCCGCGUGAAGAUAGUUCCUUCAGGGCAGAACAAGCGUAGUAGCAAUAGAGCUGAACGGUUAGACGGAGCGAACGGAGCUAAGGAUUAAUUGUCCGGUAGAAUCCAUUUUUAAGCCUACAAGAAAACAAACAAAAACAACAACUACAACCUCCCCCAAAAGCGUGCGUGAAAACGAGCAAUUUUGGUUUCGUUUGCUUUUGCUACCCAAUUUUUAAGAGUAAGAAAACCCGCCCGCCGCCUAACGGAACCGUGUUUUGGGGCCCGCUAUUGUAUUUUUGUACGCGACCAAGCGCGAUCAGUGCGUGUACACGGUUUCGCUUGCUUUUUCCGUUCAUUCUUCUUUUGGAACCAUUUAUCUCGAUAGUUCGACAACAGUAUAACAAACAGAACCGUGUCGAUUAGAUUUACAUACAAGCGAUAGAACGAAACGUACAUAGGUGUAGAAAAAGUGUAGGCGACAGUUUAACGAGACGUUUGCUCAAAACAUGAAGGUAGCGCAGCUGAUGAAUAUAGUGCGGGGUUUUGGUGUUUUGGCCUCGGUAUUUGUUUGCAAAUGUUUUGUCUCGGCUUUUACAAAUUAAGCUCGAUUGUGGUGUAAAUAAUGUUUGCCCGAUUGAGUAUGUUAUGAGCUGCGAUCUCCGAUCGCGCACUACCGUCACCGAUUGGUGCCAUAGCUGAUCCGUUUGGUUUUACCCACACCGCUCAAUUUGAUGAACGACAUGGCAGGAUGCAAUGUGUAAAGUGUGCAGGAAUUUGACUUAAUAACACUAGCAACGCAAAAUCCCAUCUUCUCACCUUUGUGUUUGAGGAAUCUGCGGCCCUUUCGCUCUCGCCAUACGACAGCGUGGUGUGAUUUUACGCGUGCAAUCGAAUUGCAUCUCCUAAAAGCUGAGUGCAUUACUAUCGCAAACCUGCAGCAUUGGCGGCAGGCGUAGAAGCAGAGCUUCAUUAUCAAUUAUCGCAAAAUGGUCACGAGGUGGGAAAACUCAUCAGACACGUAAAUGGCGCACAAUAAUGGUUCGAUGGCAACAGGGUACGGGCUAGCCGGCCCCGGCGAGUUCGACGAGACGGUCGUUGCGUGCAACACCAACAGGGGGACAUGGGCUAGGCCCGCCGAUAGAGCGGUAGAGAAGGUAAAGCAAGUGAAGAGACUUAAUCCCUAGGGAAAGGUGAUCAAUUAAGCAAAAAGAAGCAGGGGGGGGGGGGGGGGGUUAAGGAAGAUGAACCGUACUAGAAACAAAUGUCUGUGAUAUGUAUGCAAAAGUACAUGAAGGAAUGGGAAAAAAACGGGAAACCGAACGGAACGGCAGAGAGUGGGGCCACUUCAUUUCGGAACGGUAACAACAAUGGCAGUGAAAACGGUGAGGGGAACAGGGAAGAACACAAAAGCAAUGAAGGGAAGGGAAAUUGGGCGCAAAUCACAGAACAAACAAUCGACAGGGAGGGGGGCAAAGAAACCGCCAACAGUUUAUGUUUCAACUAUAGCGAUACUUAUUGUUUUCAAACUUUUAAAUCCCCCUAUUCCUAUCCCCACGCUUCUUUCCUUCCCUUAUUUUGAAGACUUUGUUGUUUAGUGGUGUUAAGCUGGAGAGUGGAAGAAAUAGUGGUGGUGUUAACGUUCUUUUUGACUUAUUUCGAUUUUCUGUUUGUUGAGGGUAUGUUAACGAUGUAGGAUUUAAAGACAUACGAAAGCAAAUAAAACCGUAACUUGAACUAUGAAAA